GUGCGCUGUGUCCCCCGGACACAGAGGAUCACCGAUCAUGGAAAGAACCGAAGAUGUUGUCUCGGUCAUGUGAUCAGCUGUGUCCAAUCACAGCUGAUCACUGAUCAUCAGGGCACUGAUGAUCAGUGUGCCCUGAUGAUCAGUGUAGCCCCAGCAGUGCCACCUGUCAAAGUCCAUCAGUGCCAGCUGUCAGUGCCGAUCAGUGCCAGUGCCUAUCAGUGCCACAUCAAUGCCACAUAUCAGUGCAUACCAGUGCACAUAAAUGCCACAUAUCAGUGCCCAUCUGAGCUGCCUUACAGUGUAAUCCAUCAGUGCCAGUCAGUGCCACCUAUCAGUGCUGACAACCAGUGCUGCCUAUCAGUGCCAGUCAGUGCCACCUAUCAGUGUGCAUCAAUG
Staurois parvus is the source of this 396-nucleotide messenger RNA. The record is from the annotation of a GenBank genome assembly. NCBI's taxonomy places the organism in Eukaryota, Metazoa, Chordata, Amphibia, Anura, Ranidae.